Messenger RNA from Rhinopithecus roxellana (golden snub-nosed monkey), 3252 nucleotides. It is a transcript of the gene MAP6, whose product is annotated as microtubule associated protein 6. Gene Ontology annotation, molecular function: calmodulin binding; microtubule binding. Gene Ontology annotation, biological process: cytoskeleton-dependent intracellular transport; regulation of microtubule cytoskeleton organization; dendrite morphogenesis. The record is from RefSeq and is a predicted model, not a curated record. NCBI's taxonomy places the organism in Eukaryota, Metazoa, Chordata, Mammalia, Primates, Cercopithecidae. Gene Ontology annotation, cellular component: cis-Golgi network; axon; dendrite.
AGCUGCUGCAGCAUCUUUCACGGGCAGCAGCAGAGACCGAGAGCUGCAGAAAAGGGUGGGGUCGCUUCCCAGAAGAAGAGGCAGUGGCGGCGGCGGCUGCUGCAACCUCGCGGGCAGCGGCGGAGGCAGCAAUGCUCGGUCUUCGCUGGAGGUGAUGGCCUCCCAGUCCUGCUAGGUGGCCGGCUGCACUAGGACCCCGGCAGGAAGGAGACUCGAGCCCGGUCCGCGAACCCUGCGGCUACACCGCCCGGCCCCUCCUCUGCGCCAUGGCUUAAGCCUGCAGCCACCUCUCCUCACGUCGCCGCGCUCGACCGAGGUCUGUGCGCCGCCGCAGCCGCAGGGAGGGGCGCGUCCCAGACACCCUCGCCGGGGACUCGGGAACGCCGUGCCUCUCGCCCUUCGGCGCCUGCAGCAGACUGCGCUCCCAAAGGCGUUUGCAACUGGUAAUCGAGGGACUCUACAGACUCUCUUAGGAUAGCUCUCCCCGGGUGCUCGCUGAGGGAGGAGGGCGAACUAGCUCUGGCUGAUCGGGGGUAGAAAACGGUGGGAACCACAUUGGCUGGUCCGGAUCGGAGGCUGAAGGAAGAUUAGAGACUUGCUUUAGAACCACAAGAAGAAAGAGGGGGCCGGCUUUUCAGCUAGCAUCAUGGCGUGGCCGUGCAUCACGAGGGCCUGCUGCAUCGCCCGCUUCUGGAACCAGUUGGACAAAGCGGACAUAGCGGUGCCGCUGGUUUUCACCAAGUACUCGGAAGCCACCGAGCACCCGGGCGCCCCGCCGCAGCCACCGCCGCCGCAGCAGCAGCAGGCGCAGCCGGCGCUCGCGCCCCCCUCGGCGCGCGCGGUUGCCAUAGAGACGCAGCCAGCCCAGGGCGAGUUGGAUGCAGUUGCCCGGGCAACGGGGCCAGCGCCUGGGCCUAGCGGUGAGCGUGAGCCGGCGGCUGGCCCCGGCCGGGGCGGGCCGGGCCCGGGCUUGGGCUCCGGCUCCACCUCCGGCCCCGCGGACUCGGUGAUGCGGCAGGACUACCGCGCCUGGAAGGUGCAGCGGCCCGAGCCCAGCUGCCGGCCGCGCAGCGAGUACCAGCCCUCCGACGCGCCCUUCGAGCGCGAGACCCAGUACCAGAAGGACUUCCGCGCCUGGCCGCUGCCGCGCCGCGGAGACCACCCGUGGAUCCCCAAGCCCGUGCAAAUCCCUGCGGCCUCCCAGGCCUCGGCGCCCAUCCUCGGGGCGCCCAAGCGCCGGCCGCAGAGCCAGGAGCGCUGGCCAGUGCAGGCCGCCGCUGAGGCCCGGGAGCAGGAGGCGCCCCCCGGCGGAGCGGGCGGCCUGGCAGCCGGAAAGGCGUCCGGGGGGGACGAGCGCGACACGCGCAGGAAGGCCGGGCCUGCCUGGAUGGUACGCCGCGCCGAGGGCCUGGGGCACGAGCAGACGUCGCUGCCCGCCGCCCAGACCCAGGUCCAGGCCACCGGCCCCGAGGUUGGCAGGGGGCGCGCCGCGGCGGACGCCCUCAACCGGCAAAUCCGCGAGGAGGUGGCGAGUGCAGUGAGCAGCUCCUACAGGAAUGAAUUCAGGGCAUGGACGGACAUCAAGCCUGUGAAACCAAUAAAGGCCAAGCCCCAGUACAAGCCCCCAGAUGAUAAGAUGGUUCAUGAGACCAGCUACAGUGCUCAGUUCAAAGGAGAGGCCAGCAAGCCAACAGCAGCUGACAAUAAGGUCAUUGAUCGCAGAAGAAUACGCAGCCUCUACAGUGAACCCUUCAAGGAACCCCCAAAGGUGGAGAAACCUAGUGUUCAGAGUUCCAAACCAAAAAAGACCUCAGCGAGCCAUAAGCCCACGAGGAAGGCCAAAGACAAGCAGGCGGUGUCAGGCCAGGCUGCCAAGAAAAAGAGCGCGGAGGGCCCGAGUACCACCAAGCCAGACGACAAGGAGCAAAGCAAAGAGAUGAACAAUAAACUGGCUGAGGCGAAAGAGAGCCUGGCUCAACCCAUCAGUGAUUCAAGUAAGAAUCAAGGUCCUGUAGCCACAGAGCCAGAGAAGGGUCAAGGUUCUGUGGUCCCAGGGCCUCCAAAGGAUCUAGGUCCCAUGAUCCUGUUACCAGUCAAGGAUCAAGAUCACGUGGUCCCUGAGCCUUUAAAGAAUGAAAGCCCUGUUAUCUCAGCACCAGUCAAGGACCAAGGUCCCUCAGUCCCAGUUCCUCCAAAGAAUGAAAGUCCUAUGAUUCCAGCAAGAGCUAAGGAUCAAGGUUCUGUGGUACCAGAGUCUCCAAAGGAUCAAGGUCCUAGGAUUCCUGAGCCUGUGAAGAAUCAAGCUCCUAUGGUCCCAGCACCUGUCAAGGAUGAAGGUCCCAUGGUCCCAGCACCUGUCAAGGAUGAAGGUCCCAUGGUCCCAGCACCUGUCAAGGAUGAAGGUCCCAUGGUCCCAGCACCUGUCAAGGAUCAAGGUCCCAUGGUCCCAGCACCUGUCAAGGAUCAAGGUCCCAUGGUCCCAGCACCUGUCAAGGAUCAAGGUCCCAUGGUCCCAGCACCUGUCAAGGAUCAAGGUCCCAUGGUCCCAGAGCAUCCGAAGGAUGAAAGUGCCAUGGCCACAGCACCCAUAAAGAAUCAAGGUUCCAUGGUCUCUGAGCCUGUAAAGAAUCAUGGUUUAGUGAUCUCAGGGCCAGUCAGUGAUUCAGGGCCAGUCAAGGAUCAAGAUGUUGUAGUCCCAGAGCAUCCGAAGGUUCACGAUUCUGCACUUGUGGCACCUGUAAAGAAUCAAGGUCCUGUGGCCCCUGAGUCUGUGAAGAAUCAAGACCCCAUUCUCCCAGUACUAGUGAAGGAUCAAGACCCCAUUCUCCCAGUACUAGUGAAGGAUCAAGACCCCAUGGUCCUGCAGCCUCCAAAGAAUCAAGGUCCUGUAGUCCCUGAACCUCCGAAGAAUAAAGUUCCUGUAAUCCCGGUGCCUCUGAAGGAUCAAGCUUCUCUGGUGCCAGCACCAGCAAAGGACCAAGGUCCUGCAGUCCCUGAACCUCUGAAGACUCAAGGUCCCAGGGACCCUCAGCUACCUACUGUCUCACCUCUACCCCGAGUCAUGAUCCCAACUGCCCCCCAUACGGAAUACAUUGAGAGCUCCCCUUGACACUCACCCCUUGACACACCAAUGAAGGAGCUGACAGUGAGAGUGCUCCCCUCCCAGGGGCAGUGAAGACAUAUUUAAUCUGCAUGAAACAUGUACAGUAGCCUUGCUGGAAUCUAAUAAAAAUGGUCCCUCUGACUCAGCAA